Molecule: messenger RNA, 8794 nt
Organism: Sebastes umbrosus (honeycomb rockfish)
Lineage: Eukaryota; Metazoa; Chordata; Actinopteri; Perciformes; Sebastidae
Product: regulating synaptic membrane exocytosis protein 1-like
Biological process (GO): intracellular protein transport; calcium ion-regulated exocytosis of neurotransmitter; positive regulation of synaptic transmission
Cellular component (GO): presynaptic membrane; cytoskeleton of presynaptic active zone
Molecular function (GO): small GTPase binding; transmembrane transporter binding
Source: RefSeq, a predicted model, not a curated record
CAGAAAGAAAAUAAAUAAAUAGAAGAGAAUAUCAGAUAAGAUAAAGGGACAAACAGAGAACUUGCCUUUUGGCUAACAUUACAUUGCCAACAUUGAUAUUGAUUAAUGUGCAACAUAAAGUAGCAUAACAUAAGAUACUUUUUUUUUAUUAUGGCACAAAACACACUUUUUUUAGCUUUAACCGGGAGAAAGUCUGUCUUGCAGCCAGAACACACACAUAGACUUAGUCUAAACAUAUAGUAAUUAUAUAUAACAAAAUAUAUAAUAAAAGUGAUAAGCAAAGAGUUUUAUUGAAGCGGCAUAUGCAAAAUGCAUUGAGAAAAAAAACAUUUGCAAAAUAAAAUGAUCAUGACUUGUGCUAUUAUAUGUGCUGUAGCUGCAACGGGGUUGUGCCAAAUGGACGAUUAACUGAUUACCUGUACUCUGGUUGGAUGCAUUGAAAAGAUUGCAGAUGCUCGAAGAGCUGGAAAACCAAAGAAAGACACCCAGAUAUUGUGUGUGUGUGUGUGUGUGUGGUGUGUGUGCGUGUGUGUGUGCGUGUGUGUGUGCGUGUGGUGCGUGGUGCUGUAGAGAGGAGCUGCUGUCCAUGGUGCUGAAAUGGACCAGUGGCUAGAACCUAGAGGAACGGACAGCUUCAAGUGUGUGUGUGUGUGUGUGUGUAGCCACAGUAAAGGCUGUGUUUGCAUGUGAUGAUGGUGAGGACCCCAUCCUCACAUGAGUAAGCGCGCCUCCGCAAAAAAACCCAGAGAGGAACGACGAGGGCUGCAUUCCCAUUGACUGAGAGAGAGAGAGAGAGAGAGAGAGAGAGAGAGAGAGAGAGAGAGAGAGAGAGAGAGAGAGAGAGAGAAAGAGAGAGAGCAGCAGCACGGACUCCGCCUAUGCCGCCCUACCAUCCUACCAUCCAGCUCCAGCUUGUCGACGGCACCACAGCAGCCCAGCCCGACUGAUCCAGGCCCCCCUCAGCUCGACUCAACUCCCGGUGUGAUAGAACCGGAGAUGGGCUCUCCGUGAGUCCGGGUGGUGGAGGGCAGAGGCGGGCCGGCGGGGGGUGGUGGGGGGGAACGACGACGAGGAGAAGAGAGGAGUGUGGUGGGAGAAGAAGAAACACCCAGAGAGGACAAACAAAGCACAACCGAGGCUGCCUGCGACCAUGAGCGGCUCCUCGCACUCUUCUCCAGAGCUGCCGCUGCUGCUGCCGCUGCCGCCGCUCUGCCCGCGGACCGCGUCGUGAGGUGUGGCUCGGAAACGCUCCGGGAAACCUGUCAGCCGAAACGACUCGCCGAGGAGGAGGAGAAGGAGGAGGAGGUGUGGUGGUGGUGGUGGUGGAGAAGAUGUCCGCCUCGGUGGGGCCCCAGGGUGGCCCUCGCCCCCCCACCGCGCCGCCAGCCAUGCCGGAUCUGCCGGACCUCAGCCAUCUCACCGAGGAGGAGAGGAAGAUCAUCAUGGGUGUGAUGGCUCGGCAGAAGGAGGAGGAGGAUAAAGAACAAGCCAUGCUAAAAACACUGCACCAGCAGUUUGAGAGCUACAAACAGGAGGUGCGUCGCAUCGGGGCGGAGACGCGGCGUCAGCAGACCCAGCUGAAGGACGACGCGCCCACCUGCGGUAUCUGCCGCAAGACCAAGUUUGCCGACGGCUGCGGCCACCUCUGCUCCUACUGCCAGACCAAAUUCUGCGCUCGCUGUGGAGGGCGGGUCUCUCUGCGCUCCAACAAUGAGGACAAAGUGUGUCUCAUAGUGAAGGACAGGGUAAUGUGGGUAUGCAACCUCUGCCGUAAACAGCAGGAGAUUCUCACCAAAUCAGGAGAAUGGUUUUCGGGGUCAGGGGAGCGGCCUGGGAGCCUGGGCAGCUCCUUGAACAACCCAGCCACUGGAGGUGAGGCCCAACGGGACAGGAAGCUACUCCGCUCCAGGUCCCAAGCCCCGCCCUCCAGCACCAACGCCAACGCGGGGCCGCCGGACGGGACACAGCCGCCCGCUGGUGUAACUGCUGCCAAGGGUGCCGACAACAUGCCGGGUUCCCGCUCCCAAAGUGAACCACCUAGAGAAAAGAAAAGGCCAGUUUCCCUCCAUGAACAAAAUGGUAAGGGAGGCUUGGGGCGUGGUAGCGGCCGGAGACCUGCUGGGAAGCUGCCAUCUCAGUCAUCCCUGGAUGAGCGAGUGGUUCCCGGGGAAAGAGGAGAGAGACGCUUAGGAGACGGACGGAGGCUGGAGAAGAUCCAUUCUCAGGACUACGAGGACGGGGAAGGGAACUUGGGUCGUUCAGAAACACACCGGAGACGCCCGGAGGAUGAGGAGCAGAGGGAGCGCCAGCGCCGUGAGGAGGAGUUCCAGAAUCGUUACCGUAGCGAUCCCAACCUUGCACGAUACCCAGUGAAACCACAGAAGGAGGAGCAGGAGAUGCGAAUGCAUGCUAAGGUGUCCAAGGUCCGCCACGAGCGACGACACAGCGAUCUGGCGAUCAAUGAGGUCGGACUGGGCCCUGGUGACGGGGGAGGUGGAGGAGGGGAGGUGCCUGAAAACCGUCUGGCCAGGAGGGGUGGAGGUGGGGAGGGAGACCACAAGGCCCUCUUGGAGAACCACCGAGCUUACUCUGUGGAUAGGACCGUGGGGGUUGGAGGGGGAGCUCCACCUGCAGGGGGUGGAGUGAGAUCAGGACCCCAACCUGGGGGACCGGUGCCUCCAGAUUGGGGCCCGAACAAAGGCCGCCUAGAGCCCGGUACAACACGGACCCCAAGGGACAAGGGUGGGGAUAACCUGCUGAGGAAGGACUCUCAGAGCUCGGACCAGUCGGAGUCUUUGCGGCCGCCCCCUCCACGGUCAUACAAGAGCAAGCGCGGAGUCAACAAGAGGCAGAUGUCCAUCAGCAGCUCAGAGGAGGAAGGCGGCUCCACGCCCGAGUACACCAGCUGUGAGGACGUGGACAUGGAAAGCGUCAGCGAGAAAGGGGACUGGGACUGUCAUUCUCUAGAUCCUACAGUGUGGCAUCAUCCAGUUACAUGGCAGCCGUCCAAAGAGGGCGACCACCUAAUUGGACGCAUCACGCUAAGCAAGAGGUCGGCGAUGCCCCGCGAGGCCGGCUCCCUCCUCGGCCUAAAAGUGGUAGGAGGGAAGAUGACGGAGACGGGGAGACUCGGGGCCUUCAUCACCAAAGUCAAGAAAGGCAGCCUUGCAGAUGUUGUGGGACACCUACGAGCAGGUGACGAGGUGCUGCAGUGGAAUGGGAAGUCGUUGCCGGGAGCAACUAAGAAAGAAGUGUACAACAUUAUCCUUGAAUCCAAGGCUGAACCACAAGUGGAAAUAGUUGUUUCAAGACCUAUAGGGGACAUCCCAAGAAUCCCAGAGUCAUCCCACCCUCCUCUAGAGUCUACAGGCUCCAGUUCCUUUGAGUCGCAAAAAAUGGACCGACCCUCUAUAUCAGUGAUGUCCCCUACCAGCCCCGGGACCCUCCGAGACCUUCCUCUGGUACUGCCUGGACAGCUCUCUGUGAAGCUAUGGUAUGACAAAGUUGGCCAUCAGCUGAUCGUCAACGUCCUUCAAGCCAUAGACCUGCCACCCCGACCAGACGGACGACCUCGGAACCCCUAUGUCAAGAUGUACUUCCUGCCUGAUAGGAGUGAUAAGAGUAAACGGCGGACUAAAACAGUGAAGAAGAGCGCUGAGCCCAAGUGGAACCAGACCUUCCUAUAUUCCCACGUUCACCGGCGGGACUUCAGAGAACGCAUGCUAGAGAUCACGGUGUGGGACCAGCCCAGAGUCCAGGAGGAGGAGAGUGAAUUCCUGGGAGAGAUCCUGAUAGAGUUGGAGACGGCCCUGCUGGACGACAUUCCUCAUUGGUAUAAACUCCAAACACACGACAUGUCCUCUAUACCUCUGCCCCAGCCGUCCCCAUACCUCCCGCGCAGACACGUCCAUGGAGACAGCCCCAGCAAGAAACUACAGAGGUCUCAUCGCAUCAUUGAUACAGAGUUUGAUGAUGGUAUGAUGGUAGUGACUAAAGGUGCAGAGCGUAACUCCAGGGAGAGGGAGCGGGGCAGUACGCUGGCUGUGCCUGAGCAGCAACGGGCCGUCCAGCACCGCUCCCGGUCAGUGUCUCCUCACAGAGAGGACUCCUGCAGGGCUCGGUCACGGCCCGCACACGUGCCCAUGCAAAGGAGUCUGGAUGAGAUCCACCAGAACCGCCACCACUCCCACUCCCCAUCCCGCUACCACGACUCCCACUUAGAGCACCAACGCUCCGGGGACUCGGACUACGAGUACUCUGAGGACAGUGAGGUCCUGGAGAUGCACAGGUCUAUCCGAGGCGGGAGUGCCGAGUGCCUGCACACAAACAGCUCCACCCUCCCUGCAUGCCUAAAGAGCAAGCCGCCCCACAGGCAGGAAGGGGUCUGCACCAUGCCUCGUAGCAUCCUUACACACCGCGUGCUCAGGUUCACUGACGAGGUCACAGUUAGCGACCUGCAGCCGCCGUUGGACAGAGUGAGGAGUGCCAGCACCACUUGUCUCAGACCAGACAGCAACUUUCACUCCCCUGACAGAGACAGGUGCUCCAACUCUUUGCCCCACAAGACUCCCCCAAGCCCCAGGAUCUUAGUAGAACAUGUGGCCCCUGAGGAAGACAGGCAGUGUAGCAAUUCUUCAAGUCCAAACUGUCACAGGGGCAGCAAAAAAAGCCUGGAGGGGGACAGUCGUAUCCAGCCCACCUCUAUCCUGAGGGGCAGUAGGGGGAGAGGGGGCCCGCUGAGGCCCUUUGGCCAGACAGUCUUGGCUGGGUCCUGCCCAAACUCGCCACGGCUAGACAGAACACACCCUCACGGCAGCCCCUCCUCUCCAACGGGGACUCCCUCAUCAGGUCGCAGGGGCCGGCAGCUGCCUCAGCUCCCUGCAAAAAGCAGCAGUAUAGAGCAAGCCCUCGCAGUAGAGGAGCGAGCCCGACAGGUGCAGGUGAAAGUACAUUCCUACCGGCCUUCAGCCUCCCACGACCCUGAGACGGACCUCAAGACCAAACGGGAGAUGUACGCAGAACAGAGGCGUAGCAGCGACAACAUGUCGGCCAGAUCGUCGGACAGCGAUAUGAGCGAUGCGUCGGCCCUCUCCCGUGCCAGCAGUGCCUCCCGCCUCAGUAGCACCAGCUACAUGUCUAUCCAAUCAGAACGACCCGGGGGACGACUCAGAUCCAAGUCAUUAGAGGAGGAGGAGAAGAGGGACAGGAGGAUCUCGUGGGGGGUGAAUGGAGAGGAGGAGAGGAGGAGGGCGGCAGGAAAGAGACGUUUCUCUGAGGAGUUGAAGCGCAGGAGACACACUGUAGCUGGAGACACGAGGGAGUCCAGUCGGCAGAUGCGAUCGGUGGGCCGCAAAAUGCUGAAGAGCUCCAGUGUGAGCGGAGAGAUCUACACCCAGGAGCGCACUGACGGCAGCCAAUCAGACACGGCGCUGGGCACGGUGGGCGGCGGCAGCAAGAAGAGACGCUCCAGCCUCAGCGCGCGGGUGGUGGCCAUUGUUGGCAACCGCCGCAGCCGCAGCACUUCGCAGAUCAGUGGCCCUGAGGGGAAGAGUAAGAAGGAGAAGGGUGCACCCAUCCAAAGGAGCACGGAGACCGGCAUGGCAGUAGAGCUGACCAGGAACAUGAGCCGCCAGCCCAGCAGAGAGUCCAACAACGGCAGCAUGAACAGCUGCAACUCUGAGGGAAAUUUGCUCUUCUCUGGAGUCAAUCUGGGGGCCAGCAGUCAGUUCAGUGAUUUCCUGGAUGGCCUUGGACCGGCUCAGCUAGUGGGACGGCAAACACUGGCUACUCCUGCAAUAGGUGACAUCCAGAUCGGUAUGAUGGAGAAAAAGAGUCAGCUGGAGGUGGAAGUUAUCAGGGCUCGAGGACUCGUACAAAAGCCAGGAUCCAAAAACCUCCCUGCUCCAUACGUCAAGGUCUAUCUGCUGAAUAAUGGAGCGUACGUAGCCAAAAAGAAAACCAAGAUUGCACGGAAAACACUUGACCCACUGUACCAGCAAGCACUGCUAUUCGAGGAGAGCCCACAGGGUAAAGUCUUACAGGUGAUUGUAUGGGGAGACUACGGCCGCAUGGACCAUAAAAGCUUCAUGGGAGUUGCACAAAUCCUAUUGGAGGAGCUGGACUUAUCAAGCACAGUCAUUGGAUGGUACAAGUUGUUCCCGCCGUCGUCCUUGGUGGAUCCGACGCUCGCCUCCCUAACUCGGCGGGCUUCCCAGUCGUCACUCGACAGCUCCUCCGGACCUCCCGGGGUCCGAUCCUAGUGGACAUAACAGCUCUACGGCGCUCGACGAAUGACAAACUCAUGAACCGUACUGUAGAGAGAAAAAAAAAAAAAAAAAGGGAUGGCGGAAAUGUAGAACAACAACAAUCAGAAGCAGUCACAACGAGAAAGCUUUGUUGAGAUCUGACAAUCACUCCUGCCGCGGUUAAUUUUGUCUGUUGUAGGGAGCGUCACAUUUCAGUGUUUCAUAUCCAUUCAGAAAUAUCUCAUUCUCUGUGUAUGCUGAAGAAGCAGGGCUGUCGACAGACAACAAGCAGUAGCUCUCCGGACGGGAGACGAAAACAGUGUCAGAGAAUCAAAUGAAGCAGGGUGAUUUUUAACUGAAUCAACAAAAGCAAAGAAAUGUACGUUAAGCAUCAGAAUGUAUGGACUCGAGAUAGAGGUAAUCACCCUCCACGCCUGCAGGUGGCGCAGUCCUCUCUGCAGUGGCCUCCUCCAGAACCCCCAACAGACUGCUGGCACUCCUGCCGCCACGCAGGGUGCUCUCGCGUGGGUAUUCAGUCUGGAAGCACAGGGCCUUCUUCUGGUGCCUAGACCUUGGAGCCGCAUCACUGGUCCCUCUCUCUCUGUCGAAAAAAUCCUCCUUUCAGUAUGUUUACCAUGGCUGCUCUGAAGCCACACUGUUUUAGCGUGUUUGCUUUGUUCGUUCAUUUCUUUCCCUUCGUUACUACUGGCACAAAAUGUUUUUACGGUACGUAAAAUGCUCAUGAUAAUGUUGUCGAUCUGGUGUGUGCAUGGAGAGAAAAAAUAAACAAAACACAAGAGAUAAAAAACUAUUAAAUGUCCGCAAGUGUUAUGCAGCGGAGGACCGGUGAUGAUGACACAGCUUAGAUUUUUACACUUGACGGUGAGAUUAGCGUGCGGCGUUGUUUUCCUUGUUCCACCGCUGGCAAACGUCCAGGCCAGUCGUCUUUGUAUAGAUGUAUAUUAGGCCUCCUGGGAGGUUGACCAAUAAAUACAAUUUAUGUCACUUUGAAAUAUCACAAGGGUUCAACAUCACUGUAAAAAAAAAAAAAAACUACAACAAAAAAACCGAGAGCAAGAUAGGACUAAUUUUUCACAUUUUUUGAGGAGUGCAUUCCCUCACCCUAGCACGUUUUUAACCAACCCUUAGUUGACAUUAUUUUGAAAUUCAAACACGAGCACAAGAGCUUGAUUUUUUUACAACAAAAAGUUUAACUUUUUGAAAAAAAACAUAUAGUUAAAAAAAAGAAAAAAAGCAACAAUCCCGUCGCCGGUUCCAUUCAUCUCUUUGUCUCGUCGUAAAGGAAACGGACAAAGACACAGAAAAGAAGAAUCGCUCACAGUUUCCUUUGUGCAUCUCUGUGAAUGUGAAAGUAAACCAAUCAGAACCGAUCUGUCGGGACACCAACACCAAUGCUCAUCCUCCGUUCGGCCUGCAGACUCCUCCCACCAGGAAAAAGGCGGGGCCAGCAUGACUUUGGAACCUGUUCCAAGCUGCAUGCACCUUUUUGUAAAACAAAACAGAUACAGAAAAAAAAGAUACUGAACUAGAUACGUGUGUUAGUUCCACAUACUGUAGGGCCGCUUGUAUGUUGCAUGCAGUUGUACAGUUUGCUCGUACUUGAAUAUUAAAGAGAUAAAACCAAGAAACCGAAGCCAUUCCCAUUACGCAAAGACGUUUGAACUCGACUGCAGUCAAUGCCACAUCCCUCAGUCCGGUGCUGAAUGUCUCUCAAACUAAAUCCCAAGAUUACGGUGAUGUCUUUCCUCGACCCUCUGGAAGAUGUACGAUACUGUACAGCGGUACUGAGCAGACCUCACAGCCCCUCCUACUGUUAUUCCACAUCAUAGUAUACCUCCAAGGGGCUGAGGUGAUGUAUGAAUAAAUAUGUACAAAUCAGAUCCACUUAUAUGGAAAUAUGAAUUAUGUUUCAACAUAAUGAUUUCAGAUAUGCGAACACAUGAACUGUUAAGUUAUAUAAAGAAUAAAUGCAGAUGCACAGAGAGUCAUAAACUGUAAAUACAGCACAGCCAUUCAGCUGGGUUUUCAUUGGGUUCAGUGAUAUUUGCAAAGGGGCCAAGUCAUAUAAUGAGGAGCAAUUAAUACGUCAUUAGGGACCAUGCAGUGGGACAACACAAGACCGUGGACUUGAGUCACAACCCGGCCGAGCUCAAACACAGCAGCCGUGAGAACUACAGGUGUACCACUACUCUGAAAGUCGAUGUCUGAACACUUCUUUGUGCUUCAAACCCAAUGUCUGAACCCCCCGGCCAUGUUCAGUCCCACUUCAGAAGGGUUGACUUUUCUUUUCAUUGUCCGGUGAAGCUGGUUUUUCUUUUUUCUUUGUCAGUAUUAACAGGAAAAAAAAAAUUGCUGAUUGUUUACAACUUCUGUGUUCCACUGAAACAAAAAGAAAAAUUAGAAAAAAGUAAAGCAUUCACUGCAACGUUACUUGUUUGUAUAACAGAUGUGGCUCAAAUGAUGUGUAUGUUUUAUAUUUAAAAAAAAAAGUUCAUUUUUAUUAUUUACAAAUAAAAAGAAUGUGUGGA